Cyclopterus lumpus (lumpfish) is the source of this 5434-nucleotide messenger RNA. It is a transcript of the gene cyld, whose product is annotated as cylindromatosis (turban tumor syndrome), a. Gene Ontology annotation, biological process: regulation of mitotic cell cycle; positive regulation of extrinsic apoptotic signaling pathway; regulation of intrinsic apoptotic signaling pathway. NCBI's taxonomy places the organism in Eukaryota, Metazoa, Chordata, Actinopteri, Perciformes, Cyclopteridae. Gene Ontology annotation, molecular function: K63-linked deubiquitinase activity; cysteine-type deubiquitinase activity. Bases 402 to 3272 code for a protein of 956 amino acids. The record is from RefSeq and is a predicted model, not a curated record. Gene Ontology annotation, cellular component: cytosol. The transcript has 17 exons.
GACGUCCCACAUUAUGUUUCGUGAGGUCGUCUCCUGUAAAUAAUAUACCUCGUAGCCGUAGCGAUACACUGUAUUAUUUCACGUAUUUCACAUGGAGAGCAGAUAUAUCUAAAUGCUGACAGCAUACCGUCGAGGUUGGCAGUCCUCUGCCAGCCCGCUCGCCAUCGCUCGGCUCGCGAGGCCAACUUUACCGUGAUACUUGGCUGGUUUUGGACGCUCGCAUUAGCUAGCCAUUCAGCUAAUCAGAGGUUAUUACGGGAGGAAUCUAGCUCGUUUCCAGAGGCCUGUGUCUCAAUGAGAUGGACACCUGAGAUGACAGUCUCCUGUGUUCUCUAACUGAGCUGACGCGUAUCAAAGGUCAAGCUUGCCUUGAUGUUGGACCUCCUGCCUAGCAUGCAGCCAUGAGCUCUGCCCUGUGGAGCCAGGAGAAGCCCAGUGGGGGCUACAGGGAGGACUGGCGCUUCUACAUGGUCAUAAAGGAGUGUACGGUGGAGAAGCCUCCCCAGAAGACCCUGAGGAUCCCCCGUGGCAGUCUUGGUCAGGCCUGCCAGGAGCGCAACAGCCUGGGGAGAACACUGCCCCCAUGCAAGGGCAAAAAAAGUCUCCGCAUCCUGGACCAGACCAACGUGGUGCUGAGCCUGGACGAGCGGGACGUCUUGGAGCUGGACGAGAAGCUGGCUGAGCUGCUGUUCCCCAUCACUAACUGUGAGGAGCGGUAUGCCCUCCUCUGCAACAAGUCAAGGCUAGAGCGGGUCCGCGAUAUUGACUGUGGUUCGAAGGUGCGCGUCCAGCUGCGCUCAGGGGAUGAACCUCUGCCUGGUGUGGUUCGCUUCAAGGGCCCGCUGCUCCCUGACAGAGCCCUCUCUGGAAUCUGGUUUGGAGUGGAGCUGCUGGAGGAGGGCCGGGGCCAGGGCUUCACGGAGGGCUCCUACCAGGGCCGACAACUCUUCCGCUGUGAGGAUGAGUGUGGUGUGUUUGUGGCUCUGGACAAGCUCGAACUCUGGGAGGAUGAUGAUGACGAAGCCUUGGGUGAGCUAGAGGUGGACCACGUCAAUCUGGUGGAAGAGGACCAGGACUUCCCUCCACUGGAGAUCAACUCCAGGGUCCUGGUGCAGACCAGGGACGGGCCAGAGAGAGGCACCAUCAUCUUUUGUGACCUGCUGCCGGGCAAUGAGAGCCUGGGCUACUAUGUGGGAGUUGACAUGGACAAUCCUAUCGGGGACUGGGAUGGUAUGUUUGACGGGAAGUUGCUGUGUAAUUUUGCCAGUUUGGAGCACACUCGACUCGUCCCCAUCUGUGACGUAAUGCCAGAAUAUUCCAUGCAGGACCAACGGCUGCAAAAGCACAGUUUUGCCCCCAGAGGCACCAACAGUGACAAAACGUCCUCUGGCCAAAGCAAACCAAAGAGCAAAGGAUUAGGUCAUCAGUGUGGCAGUAGAAGCAAGUCUGAAUUUUACUAUACUUUAAAUGGCAGCACUGUUGAUCCCCCCACCCAGUCCAAAUCCAAAAGCACAUGGUACAUUGAUGAAGUUGGGGAGGACCCCGCCAAGUCACUUACUGACACGCCCCCUGACUUCAACCAGUCCUCCCCGCCCUCCAGAGCCCCGCCUUCUGCCUCACUGUCCAGUGACAACAAGUUCCACUCUCUGCCCUUCAGCCUGAACAGGAAGACCGGGCCCAUUGACAACAUGAGCCAUGGGCCUCUCUCCCUUUCCGUCCAGUCGGUGAUGGGGGAGCAGCCCGAGCCCCCGUCACCUGUUGCCCCUCCCUCACCGCAUCCGUCGACGCCUCCCCGAGGACAGCCCGGUCUGGAGGUGGGCUCUCUGGUGGAGGUGAAGGAGAACCCCCCUCUGUGUGGUGUCAUCCGGUGGGUGGGCCUUCCUCCUGGCCUGCUGGAGCCUUUGGCUGGGCUAGAGCUGGAGGAAGAGUGCCCCGGUUGCACUGACGGCACCUUUAAAGGUACGCGGUACUUCACCUGCCCCCCCAAAAAGGCCCUGUUCGUUAAGCUCAAGUGCUGCCGGCCCGACUCCCGCUUCCCGUCGCUGCAUCACUCCUCCAACCCCAUCGAGCGGUGCAACUCCAUCGCAUUUGGAGGGUAUUUAAGUGAGGUAGUACACGAGAACACUCCUCCCCGCACAGAGAAUGAUGGUCUGGAUGUCAUGGUAGGAAAAAAGAAAGGCAUCCAGGGCCACUACAACUCCUGCUACCUGGAUUCUACCCUCUUCUGUCUGUUCUCCUUCAGCUCUGUACUGGACACGGUUCUGCUGAGACCUCGCUCAAAGACAGAUGUGGAGUAUUACAGAGAGACCCAAGAGCUGUUACGCACAGAGAUAGUCAACCCCCUGCGCAUACACGGGUACGUCUGUGCUACUAAAGUGAUGAAGCUGAGGAGGAUCCUGGAGAAAGUAGAGGCUGCCUCUGGGUUUACAUCUGAAGAAAAAGAUCCUGAGGAGUUCCUUAAUAUCCUCUUCCAUCACAUACUGAGGGUGGAUCCGUUGCUGAAGCUAAGGUCAGCAGGACAGAAGGUCCAGGACUGUUACUUCUACCAGAUCUUCAUGGACAAGAAGGACAAGGUGGGAGUUCCCACCAUCCAGCAGCUCCUGGAGUGGUCUUUCAUCAACAGCGACCUCAAGUUUGCGGAGGCUCCCUCCUGCCUUAUCAUCCAGAUGCCCCGCUUUGGCAAGGACUUCAAAAUGUUCAACAAGAUUUUCCCCUCAUUAGAGUUAGACAUCACAGACCUUCUUGAAGACACUCCAAGGGAAUGUCGUAUAUGCGGAGGCCUGGCUCUCUACGAGUGUCGAGACUGUUAUGAGGACGGGGAUAUCACGGCGGGCAAGAUUAAACAGUUCUGUGAAAAGUGCAAUACGCAGGUCCACCUCCACCCGAGGAGGAAAGCCCAUCGGCACGGCAAACUGUCCGUCCCCAAGGAGCUGCAAGACGGUACGGGGCGGCAGGGCAGUUUCCCCCGCCAGAGGAUGGAGCUGUUUGCCGUGCUGUGCAUCGAAACCAGUCACUACGUGGCCUUCGUGAAGUACGGCAGCGCGGAUUCCGCCUGGCUCUUCUUCGACAGCAUGGCUGAUCGCGAUGGAGGGCAGAACGGUUUCAACAUCCCCCAGGUGUCCCCCUGUCCGGAGGUGGAGGCCUACCUGAAAAUGACCCCGGAGGAGCUGCACACCCUGGAUCCCAAGAGCAUCCAGGGCCAGGCCCGACGCCUGCUGUGUGAUGCGUACAUGUGCAUGUACCAGAGCUCGACCAUGAGCCUGUACAAGUAGAAUCCUCUACCCCCCCCCCCCCCCCCCCCCCCCCCCUCCCCUGCCCCUAAGCCACACCACCUCCCCAAGGGCAGGAGAUUCCCAGAAAGGACAAAAAUUAAAAAAACAAACUAAAAGAAGAAAGGCUGCCUGCCAGCAGGGGUGCUGUCCAGAGUUAACCCUCUCCACCCUGCCGCUCCUCGAUGCCUGCCCAUCUCUGGAGGCUGGAGAGAGGGAAGAGAGGGGGAGAAGCCUAUUUGCACUGUGCAUCAGUUGAAGUGUCGUGUUCUUCAUGUAGCUUCCCUGUGUCUCACAGCUGAGCAUCGGUGGUGGAUGAUGAAGCAAACGCAGGCCUUACAAAGAUUCACUCCCUGUUCAGGGAGCGAGUGGGAGAAGAUGGACGGGGGAGGGCUUGCUCGCAUCGCUGCGGCUGACAAAACAUGUGCAACAAAAACAAGAUGAGCUAGUGGGAGGACCCUGGCCACCUCAUUUACCUUAAGAAAAGAGGAGUCCUGCUAUUCUUAAUCACUGUAAAAGACGGGAGCUUUCCAUAAUGCGACAAUAAGGAAGCGACGCAGUGUGCAAAUCCUCAUCCAACAUGUGUGUGUACUGUUCUUAAAAACUUCUGUAAAAAAUCUCUUAGUAGCAUAGAUUUCUCCAGGUAGUAACAUCAACGGUAUAGAUGUCAUCCUUCUGUGCUGUCACAUUAACCAGAGUAUUCAGCUCUCUGUGAACCGGUUUGCAUAUUUCCCCAUCACGCUGUGUAAAUGUCUUUACAGUAUAUUUUGCAGAAACGGAUGUAGCCAUUGUAAAAGUCUCACGUUUUACUGCAUACUUGCUCAACCAAUGCUGCACUUUUGCUCCAUCCCCAAGUGGACCUAUCAGGAAACAUUUAGGUUUUGCUCUUCUUUCUUCCUUCUUUUCUUUCUCCCAUUGGAAGUCACAGUGAGUGCUAAUUUGUUGGUUGGGAGACAUCAGAGUUUUGUGUUACAGAAUACAAAUGUGCUUCUCCUCUGGAGCUGUAAAGAGCGCUCUGCAUCGCUAAUGCAGAGUAGAUGCCAGAUAAAUGCAUGGAGGGAGACUUGUACAAUGGCUCCUGUUGUAAAGCUGGCUGGUGGAGCACUCCGUGCAUUCACGGGGUCAAUGAGGUGAAAUACUGGAAAAGUCUGGCGGUUAUCUUUUAAAGUAAGAGAGUGUGAUGUGAAGAAUUUCACGUGCAGUGUUUUUUUUUUAAGACUUAAUCUAAAUUAUAUUUUGUGUUUACGAAGCCUUUUUUCUCUGCCCGUCAUGGCAAGUAUUGACUCUCGCUGCCUUCCAUGAAGAUGUGACAUGCAAUGUUUCCAGCCAUGCACUAGAUAACAAAACAAUUGUGAUCAAAUCUUAUUUAUUGUAUUCUAAUCAUAUUACAAACUCCUGUGUUGUCCCUUUUUUGAGAAAAUGAAAACAGGGUUGAUAAUACUUGUAUGUGUGUGUGUGGGCUCCUUCUCCUCUUUCUCAGUAUAUUGAAGUGAGUUAUUGUCGUUUACGCCGUCUCAUAGCAACCACUGAAUGUUAAUAGUGACACGUUGAACAGUGUGGAGUUAACGAAGGAUGGGUGAUGAAUGAAGCACAAGGCUGGAAACCUUGGGGGACCAUGUAUACGUAUUUAAAGAAAACCAUUUAAAUUAAUUAUUUACAAAUUCCCUGAUUCCAUCGUAUUCCAAUUUUGAAGAAUACAUAAAGCAUACCGUGGAUUGAGACACAAAGUAGUUUCUUUUUAUACAUCACAACACAUUGGAUUAAAGCAAGAAACUGCACAUGUUGGCAUCGGCAUUAUAUAUAUAUAUAUAUAUAUAUAUUUUUAUUUUUUUCCUAAAUCACAACUUAAUCAUGGAUUCAGUUGUAAAAACAAGUGUGAAAUGGCGUUUUCUUUGUUUCGGGUCCAGCUGACAGCUUCCAUGUUGCUCUGCGGUCGUUUCCACUGUCCAGGGAUCCUGUCGGGGACUUCCUGUGUGAACUGCUGAAGCGUGUCACUGACUAGAGCCUCGUUCUCUUUGAGAGAAGUCUCACAACAGAGGAUGGGAUUUUGAAGUUGUUUUUUUUUCUGUCCCAUCUGUACAGUAUAGACAUAUGUAACGGGUGGAAAAUUAAUGUCAGUGAUGUUCCUGUAAAUGUUAACAAAAUAAAGCCCAUUUUUAAGGGUA